AUGGUAGUGUGUGGAAUGUCUCCUAUGUACAUGACCUUCGUCUUGCUGGCAUUCAGACGCAGACCUACUUUGGCUGAUGCUGCCUCAAAGCGUCAGGAGCGUCAGAGAUCAGCGCAGCGUCAUCAGCGUAUGCAAGUGCGGGGAUUUUCACGGCCGUCCGUCGUGCUGACAUACGUCUCCUCACAGUGUAAGCAUCUUCUAGGGUAUCGUGCUAAGAGUCGUCGAAUGCUUUCUGCAUUGAAUCGUCAGGUUAGCUCUCAGAAUAAAACAUCAGAAAGAGCUAAUGUGGACAAACUAUUUUCACGAGGCGUAGAUGAUGGAUUAACAAGUGAAGAUCACCAUGAGUUAAUGGAACUCAAACAACACAUUGCUCUCCGAGAUCAAAGUGUUGAUGAUCAUCAAACAGAAAUAAAUCAUCCUACAGAUGAGUCUUUAAGAAACGAGUCGUUGUCAUGCAGAAAAAUACUUAAUAUACCUGGCCAAUCUGCAAACCCUGCCAGCACAGAUCCAAGAGGAAACAUUAACUCAUCAGGAACACCCUCACCUGUUUUGUUAGAGAAUGAGGAAGAUUAUGUGGAAAGUAGUGGUUAUGGUCGACCAUUGACAGCUACAUGUAAUGCAACAAUUUCGCAUGUGUCAUCCUACCAAUACCGUAACCCUUGCGAUGCUGUGGAUAAUAUGCUUCUUCAAGCUUCUAAUCAUCGUGGUAACACUGAAAGAUUUGCACCCCACAGAAUGAAGUCUUCAAUCUUCAAAACACAUGAGACUGAUUUUGGGCAAAGGUCUUGUGAUGAAAAUACUUUAUGCUUAGAUGAGACAGAUGGACGAUUGCCAUUUAGUCGAGACAGUAUCCAGCCUACUGUGGAGUCAGCAUGUGAUAUCGGGGAUGUAUCUCUGGGAGAAUUGUGUGAACGAAAGCAAGAAAUUUUGUAUAAACUCAGUGGCUUUAGCAGUGGUAAAAGCAAGAAUCCAUGGGAGAGAAAUGAGUCGCUGCCAAAAACAGUCGCAUCACUUUGGACCAUACCUAAUGACUCAAUCACCAAACAGAAGUCAGAAGCCGCUCAAGAUGAUGCAAACAGCUACAACCCUUGGACUAGUCAAGCUCCAUUCUCCCUUAUUCGACCUGUAAAAGAGAUUAACACCAAUUAUACAAUGACAUACAGUAAGGCUACUGUUCGUCACAUGUCAGUUAUCGAUCACCUUGACUGUAACAUUAAAGGGAGGCCUAUGGGAACCCAUGAGUUGUCAGAGUUUAAGAAGAUGUCAAUGCAGGACCUAGAAAAUACUUUGCAAAAGGUAAAACAAGAGGAUAAGCAAGCAGGAAGCUGUCACUAUGAAAGAGGACAAAAAAUACAAUUGGAGAUGGAUCGCCGCGUCAAACAGCAACAUACUGCAUGGAAUCAUAUUCCUAAAGAUUCAAGAAAUGAAAUGAAAACCACAGAGAUACAGCUUGACUUUUCUCCAUACACAUCAGAUGCUGAGCAUUGUGAGAUGACUCGAUACUACCAGACGUUACCAAUAGGAGCAUUCUAUGAUUCAAACUUAUUUCAGCAAGGUCAUAACCCGAUGUCAAAGUCGUCUCGUACGCCCUUCAAAUCUACAGGUCCAGUUCAGGUGAGUGCUGGUCCAUCUCCAGAAACCAAUCCAGUUACACUAACCCAAGAGUGCCUGGUUGCCCCAUCAUUUCAGUCUUCCCCUAGUGAAGGGUACCACUUUCAUGGUCAACACUACACGGAGCAGCACACAACAGUUGCUACGGUGUCUCCACCAACUGGGAUUUUGAAGGCAAAAGGCAGUGACCAGUUUACUAAAUUAUUGAAGCCCAUGGUCUGAUUUGCUGAGAGGUGUAGGGACAUUUUUCAAGAUUGAUGCUCGGAUGUUUGGAAAAUUACACUGAUGUAGGGGUAUUUUUGCUUGGAGGGGAAAUAACUCGGCGGGCAUUAGGACUCCCCAUAUUAAAUUGAGCAAAGGAUUAAAGUUCUAGAGUCAAUGAAUAAAUUUUCCGAUACUAUAAAAAGCUGUAAGACUUCUGAGUAUUUUUCGUGUAUUUUUUUUUUUUUAAUAUUUAAAAAAAUAUUUAGCAUUUUAAUCUUUAUGCUAUGGGAUGGGGUAACUGGUAGAGAUCAGUGGGUGCGCCCUAUAAUCCUCAAAUGGUGUUGGCCAUCUUUUUUUUUACUUGAUGGGGUUUUAAACGUGUAAUUGUACAUAAUAACUGAUAAACUGACAAUCAGUGUGAUUGAGAUUUAUUUUUUUAAUCCAGUGAUACUUUUAUUAGGUGUUUGGGCAUGCAGGUAGACAAUGACCAGUAGAUGAUACAAAAGUUGUUACGUCACAAUGACGUCACAGUUGGUGAAAUAUACUUAUCCAAAGUUUAUUAUUUCAAAAAAUCAACAAGUAAAGAGGCUAUUCCAACAAUGUAUACAUCAUCAGAAAGGUCUUGCAAAGAGCUUCAAACGCUCUACAGACAUGACCCCACUUUGACCUUGUCUUUGGGUUCAAAUCGGACGUUGAAAAGUCAAAAAUUCAUAUCUAAAGAACUACGAAUCUCCCAUUGGUCGUGCAGCAUAGAGAUUUUUAAUGUACAUGUACAACACGUGUAGUGUCAUGCUUCAGUGCUCAUCCAAAGAGCGCCUUAGCUUCGUGUAUAGUCUGCAUUCAAGGCGUUUUCCAAACACAUUUACCUUUUCGAUUAGUUAGUCUCUUCUACAGUCGUCAGUAUUUCAAAAGUUAAUAUUUCCUCAACCAAAUGAGCUAUUUUGCAGUCUAUACAUCAUAUGAAAGGGCUUUACGUACUUCACAAAAAUGAUAUAUUGGUGACAUUUCUUCUCUUAGACCUUUUGACCUGUCUAAACCGGAAGUGCCUGUAAAAUGCCUUUAACAGGCGUUGUUUAAUGGCUUUUAGGUUGAAAUGUGCCCUUUGAUACUUUAACACAUCGAUAAAAAAUUUUCGUUUUUAUUUCUUUGCAUUUUGACGAGCUAUUAACAACACUCAUUUCACUGAUUAAAACACUGACCAAACGAUAGCCGAACACCUAGUGUUUGUUUCUAAAAACACUAACUUCUAGUUUAAAUUAUUUUUCUGUGCUAAACAGGUUACUUACAAAGAAAAUGGAAAUUAAAAAUGCUACAGUAUGGUGGAUUGCACCCCAGUAAGCAUGUGUUGUUUUUGUAGUUUGGGCAAUAAUUUGUGUGUGUGUGAAAAGCACAUUGUUGCACUUUUUUUCUUUUUCACAAGCGUUUAGAAAUUAUGAGAGUACAUUGCUGACUGGGGUGUCAAACUUCAAUCAAUGUACCUGAUGUAUGUAUUUGUGUACAGUAUGCUAGUGCAAGUACUACACUAGUAUCAGUUGCAUUAUAAACCAGCUGCUGAGUGACAGUGUAACUGGAAGUUUUUUGAGUACCCUAAUACUAUUUUGUUGAAAUGUCAAUCAUGGUCAUGUAGGGUUUGCAAUAACUGUGUUCAAUUUGGAUUUUAGGCAAAGUCAAAUUUGUUACCCUAUUCUUAAGUUGUCAUGUUGUACGUUAAUAUUUUUAAGUAUCAACCAACCUAUUCACAAAAUUUCUCUGCUGGCUACAUGUGUGAUUUCGCUCUUCCAAGCAUGAUACAACUCUAUGGCGACAUGAUGACAAUGAGUUACAUUAAAUCAAAGUUUACUAUUUGGAAAAAUUGUAACAACUCUGUGUUCGUUUUUAUUUUUUUAUUUUUUUAGGUGUUCAGUAAUAGCCCGAACAACUCUUUUUUAUUGUUCCAUUGUUUUAUAUUUGUUAUAGGUGUUCGGGAUUUUUAAUAGAGAUUUCACUAAAACUUUGCGAUGACAGUUCUCAUCGCAACAAUCUUGCGAUGACUCGUUAGUGGUCGCAAAAUUGAAAUUAAACAGAAGGCAGAUUGGCAAUAAACAUUGCACAUUGAAGUUAAAUUAAUUUAACUCAAAUAUGGUGUGGCAAUCAAACAAAAACAGCAGACAAGAAUUGUAAAUGUUAUAAUCAAGAAAAACAAGCGAAAGACCAAUAAAAAUCUGAGCAACAAUUGGAUAAAAGCAGACCAUUGAGUGUAUUUGUAUUUACAACAUUAAAAAUUGAGCAACAUGGCUAGAGGUGGUAAAAAUAUAAACAGAUAUUAUUAUUGCUUUAAAAUUGGGUUUUGUUCCAUAAAUUGGUCAUAUGUGACCUGCUCCUUCGUAAUGAGGAAUAUUGAGUAAAUUUCAUUUUUGAGUUUAUCAUAAUAAUCCCAACAAGCAAAUCUCAACAUUUUAAACAAAAUAAAAAUUAUGUUAAUACGACCUUCCUGUCAGAAAUAAUGUGGAAUUUUCGACGACCUUGAUGCUAAAUGUUAUGACCCGUUUUGAAAAACAUAAACGCCAGAAAUUUUUUUAAAAACGCGACGUCUCACACACUCUUUAAAAUAAUAUUUUUUUCAAAAUGAAAACAUUGGUUUUUUAACCCCCCAUAGUUGGACCAAAAAUAGGACAACAAUUUACGAACAACCCAAUGAUUAAUUUAAUUAUAAUGUGUAGACAAUUUCAAUUCCAAUUUCAACAAUAAAUUUGUGAUUUUUACCUGAAA
Molecule: messenger RNA, 4563 nt
Organism: Asterias rubens (European starfish)
Lineage: Eukaryota; Metazoa; Echinodermata; Asteroidea; Forcipulatida; Asteriidae
Exons: 10
Coding region: 1-1833 (610 amino acids)
Source: RefSeq, a predicted model, not a curated record